AUGACCGACGAAUUAAAGACUCGCUUAUAUCAUAAAUUGAAAGCCUAUCAUCAGGAGAAUUUACUACAAUAUUGGGAUGAGUUAGAUCAAACUCAACGCCAAUUACUAGCUGAUGAUAUCGAUAGCUUGGAUUUGCAAUAUGUAACGCAAUCAUUUGAAAAGGUGAUGCAAACCGGUCAAAGCCAUUCGCAAAAGAAGGAUGAUCAUAUCUUGCCACUCCCAGAAGAUGUUUAUUGUACAUUGCCUAAUGUCGAUAGCCAUCGCCAAGAUUGGCAAACAUUAGGGUUAAAUCUAAUCGCAGAUAAUAAAGUGGCUGUCAUUUUAUUAGCUGGUGGUCAAGGUACACGACUAGGUGUUGAUUACCCUAAAGGGAUGUACUGUGUUGGCUUACCUUCCGGCAAAUCUUUAUAUCAGAUUCAAGGCGAGAGAAUGUUUCGAUUGCAACAAUUAGCCCAAGAGCGAACAGGCAAAAAAGGCACUAUACCGUGGUAUAUCAUGACUAGUCAGCAUACUAAGCAACAAACUAGAAAUUACUUUGAAAAGCACAAAUUCUUCGGCUUAAACGAGAAAGAUAUCAUGUUCUUUGAACAAAGUACUUUACCAUGUUUCGAUUUUGACGGCAAAAUUAUUUUGGCUGCUCCGGAUAAGAUUGCUCGCGCUCCUAAUGGAAAUGGAGGCCUUUACAGUGCACUAUCGAAUUGUGGUAUUUUAAAGGAUAUGCAGGAUCGAGGAAUUGCUCAUAUUCAAGCCUAUUGCGUGGAUAAUAUUUUAAUUAAAAUGGUGGAUCCUGUCUUUACUGGCUACUGUGCUAGUAAGAAUGCUGAUUGUGGAGCCAAGGUUGUAAGGAAAGUGGAUGCCAGUGAAUCUGUUGGUUUGGUAUGUUUAUGUGACGGCACGUAUCAGGUUAUUGAAUACAGUGAAAUUUCAAAGGAAAUGACAGAAAAACGAAACAAGAAUGGCGAAUUGAUGUUUAAUGCAGCCAAUAUUUGUAAUCAUUAUUUUAGUUACGAUUUCUUAUCUCAAACUGUUAGCGCUAGAGAAAAUGAACUACCACAUCAUAUGGCAAGAAAGAAAAUUCCUUAUGUCAAUGAAUCAGGCCAAACAGUUAAACCUGAGACCCCGAAUGGGAUUAAGAUGGAGAAAUUUGUUUUUGACGUCUUUUUAUUUUCUAAAAAUUUUGCGGUAAUGGAAGUCAAACGAGAGGAUGAAUUUUCUCCAUUGAAAAAUAAAUGUGGAACAGGAAGAGAUUGUCCAGAAACUGCUAAGGCUGCUCUUGGCAAAUUACACGGACGUUAUAUUCUUGAGGCUGGGGGUAAAUUUGUUACAAAGGAUGGAAAAGAAAUUUCGGAUACUUCUAGGUACAGUAUUUUGACUCUUGCUCGUUAA
Messenger RNA from Trichoplax adhaerens, 1386 nucleotides. RefSeq lists its product as uncharacterized. The record is from RefSeq and is a predicted model, not a curated record. Gene Ontology annotation, molecular function: UDP-N-acetylglucosamine diphosphorylase activity. NCBI's taxonomy places the organism in Eukaryota, Metazoa, Placozoa, Uniplacotomia, Trichoplacea, Trichoplacidae. The coding region runs from base 1 to 1386 and encodes 461 amino acids. Gene Ontology annotation, biological process: UDP-N-acetylglucosamine biosynthetic process. The transcript has 7 exons.